CUCAAGGGUCAUAGUCCAAACUUUCUUAUUUUAUUUUAUUUUUUUUUUCAUUUUUGUUUUUGUGGAAAUUUGAUGUUGUAGCACCAAAACAGCAAGGAGAAGGCUAAUUCAGUUUCUGCGGUAAGCAGCAAUGAAGGAGCUUUUAUGGAGCAAAUUAACAAAGAUUCUGCCACAGAAAACCAAAAGCUUUUAAUGGAAAUAUUAGAAUUACAACAUAAUGGAAAAACAAAUCUGAUAGAAAAUUCAGCAUAUAUUUACUGCAAAAAUCUAACUAAUGUCCAAGAAGAAGAAGAGGAAGAAGAAGAAGUUAAAUUUAGUGAGAAAAAUGAGAUAGACGAAGUGUACUCCAGCAGUGAAAAUGACAGAGAAAUAUUUGUAGCAAAGAAAAAGAGUCUUCUGAAAGACCUACUCCUUUUGCCUUUAGGUGGAGAAUUUUCUGCUCAAAGUUCUUCCUCACCCACUUCUGAUGCUGGUUUUGAGUUUUCAGAGACUAAAGGUAUUGCAGGGACUGAACACUUAGAGAAUGAAAAAGCUCUACCUCAGCAAUAUAAAUGGUGGGAAGAUUUUGAAAGUAAAGAGAAGGCAUUGGCUUUAAAUUCAUUAGUAGAAUCAAAAGGUGGAGAAAAUAUUAGAGUGGACAAAUCACAGUGGAGGGAAAAGAUUUUUAGCAAGGUAACAAAUGUGAUGAGAAAGCAACCAACCCCUUUGGAAGUCCGCAUGGAAGAGGUGGAAAACAAUAUAGCUGAAAGCUAUAAAAAAAGCAUUCUGAAAACGAGGUUAGAAAGUGAGAGGAAAAAAACCAAAGCUUGUUGGGAUAAAUUGAAAUGCUGCUCAAAUGUGGAAGUGAUUAAUGGCAGCAAAAGAAAGCAGCAAGAAAAUUGGAUAGCACUGCUAGAGAAAUAUAUCCCAGAUUAAUAGUAAAAGAUAUAUAGGCAUUUUUCAGUUUAAUUUGCUAAUUGACUAUUGUUUUCCUUUUGGUCAAUUAUUCAUAUUGUUAUUUACUCCUGACCCACUAUAUAACUUAGAAUUAUGCUAUUUUGGAUA
This is a messenger RNA of Ziziphus jujuba (common jujube), 1044 nucleotides long. RefSeq lists its product as uncharacterized. The coding region runs from base 145 to 915 and encodes 256 amino acids. NCBI's taxonomy places the organism in Eukaryota, Viridiplantae, Streptophyta, Magnoliopsida, Rosales, Rhamnaceae. The record is from RefSeq and is a predicted model, not a curated record. The transcript is spliced from 3 exons.